This is a messenger RNA of Vicia faba (fava bean), 1170 nucleotides long. The record is from the annotation of a GenBank genome assembly. NCBI's taxonomy places the organism in Eukaryota, Viridiplantae, Streptophyta, Magnoliopsida, Fabales, Fabaceae.
AUGGCCGCUUCAACUACCAGUCAGGUUUAUAUCGAUGUUAUCGAAGAUGUCAUGGUCAAGGUUCGAGAUGAGUUCGUUACCAACGGUGGUGGUCCCGGAGAUGAAGUUCUCAGAGAGCUUCAAGCCAUUUGGGAAACGAAGAUGAUUCAAGCUGGUGCGGUGCUUGGUCCAAUUGAGAGGUCUACUGGUGCUAAUAGACCAACGCCUGGUGGUCCGAUUACUCCGGUUCAUGAUCUGAAUGUGCCGUACGAGGGGACUGAGGAGUAUGAAACUCCUACUGCUGAAAUACUUUUCCCCCCUACGCCAUUGCAAACUCCGAUUCAAACCCCUUUACCUGGAGCUGGGGAGACCCCGAAUUAUAACAUUCCUACUGGACCAAGUGACUACUCUUCUUCUGGAAAUGAAGCCGGUGGAAAUGCUGAUGUAAAAGGUGGAAGACCAAGUCCAUUCAUGCAACCUCCUUCUCCUUGGAUGAAUCAGAGGCCUCCACUUGAUGUCAAUGUUGCUUAUGUGGAAGGACGGGAAGAUGCAGAUAGAGGAGCAUCUAAUCAGCCUAUGACACAAGAUUUCUUCACAGUGCCCGGUGGAAAGCGGAAACGCAAUGAUAUGCCUCCACCAUAUGAUGUUGGAGGAUAUAUACCUCAACAAGAUGGAGCUGGUGAUGCCGGAUCUGGCGAUUUUGAAAUUGAGGUUUGUGGAGGGAGCAUCUCCUUCAAUUCACAACUCACUAAUUCAAAAGGGAAAAUGCCCGCAGACUUGGAGAGACUGAAUUCUAGGAUUCCUCAACUUGAUGGACCAAUUCCUUAUGAGGAUGAUGUGCUUUCUACUCCAAAUAUAUACUAUAAUGGUGGAGUGUACAAUGAAGACUACAACGCUGCAAAUACACCAGCUCCUCCUGAAGUACCAGUAAGCACCCCUGCUCUCGUUGCUCAAAAUGAGGUGGUAAAUGACGAUGACGAUGAUGAGCCUCCAUUAAAUGAAAAUGACGAUGAUGAUUUGGAUGACUUGGACCAAGGAGAUGAUCAAAAUACACAUCAUCUAGUUUUGGCACAGUUUGACAAGGUGACACGUACUAAGAGCAGGUGGAAAUGCACAUUAAAGGAUGGCAUCAUGCAUAUAAAUAACAAGGAUAUUCUCUUCAACAAGGCAACUGGAGAGUUUGACUUCUGA